Chaetomium globosum CBS 148.51 is the source of this 1035-nucleotide messenger RNA. RefSeq lists its product as uncharacterized. The coding region runs from base 1 to 1035 and encodes 344 amino acids. Gene Ontology annotation, molecular function: protein serine/threonine phosphatase activity. The record is from RefSeq and is a predicted model, not a curated record. Gene Ontology annotation, biological process: protein dephosphorylation. NCBI's taxonomy places the organism in Eukaryota, Fungi, Ascomycota, Sordariomycetes, Sordariales, Chaetomiaceae. The transcript has a single exon.
AUGUGGUUGCUGCGGCCAUGCAAGACGGCCCAACGGCGGCUCAAUAUCCACAAAGUCACACUGAUCCGCCUGCUCCAAAUCCCAGCCAAGACAUAUCGCCUUUAUUCUACGAACGGAUCAUCUUCGAACUCCUCGCGCGAGAAUGGCAAGGCAGCGGGGUACACGGCGCUGGCCGCUGCGGCGGGCGGAGGCGGUAUUUGGUGGUUAACGAGCAGCCUCAAGCAGAAGCACCAGACGAAAGGGAUGCCGUGCUUCACCGACGCGCCCACUGACCAACUAGCCCCAGCACUCGGCCCAUCGAAAGAAGGCGUCUCGCACAUCCUCUCCAACGGGGCCUAUUCUAUCCCAGUCACUCACAUCCCCGGGAUCAACAGAUACGACGGCUCACAACUCGCUUCCAGCAGCCCCUGCGAGGACCGCUUCGUCCACGGCGAACUGCCCUCUCCGCGCAACGACGGUGGUCACUGGGCCGCAUGGGCCAUCUUUGACGGGCACGUGGGUUGGCAAACGGCCGACCUGCUCGAGAAGCAGCUCCUGCCGUUUAUGCGGCACAGUCUGGCCCAAGCCAAACCUGACCUGGGCGAAGGGUCCGCAGCAACCGACGGCGCGGUGCAGGACGCCAUCAUACGCGCUUUCGUGCGCCUCGACGACGCCCUCAUGAAAAAGGUCUCGGAGGCUAUCGAGAGCAAGACGCCAUUGCCGGACAAGUUGGCCGGGCUCAUGCCUGGUUAUGCCGGUUCGUGCGCGUUGCUCUCCAUGUACGAUCCCCUCACGAGCACCUUGCACGUGGCGUGCACCGGUAAUUCGAGGGCGGUUCUGGGGCGGAAGCGGCCCGAUGGGAGUUGGGAGGCUGUGCCGUUAUCGCUGGACCAGACCGCCCACAAUCCUGAGGAGUUUGCGCGGCUGCAGAGGGAGCAUCCCGGCGAGAAGGACGUCGUGUCGAUGAAGGAUGGGCGCAUUCUAGGUAUCGGACUCUCUCGCACCUUUAGGGACAGCCGCUGGAAAUUGUCCGACGAAUUGCAUCAGGAUCUCUAG